AUGACAUUUCCAUUCGUCGACAUCUAUUUUGAAGCUUGGGCCGCCAGUUGCCUCCCCGACAUCUUCGCCCCUGAUUGCCCUGGCGAGCUUCAAAGCCAAAGUCCGAGCCGCAGCCAUGAUGCUGAAGAAGAUCGCGACGGCAAGAAGGACCACAUCAACUGGACCGCUCGUCCCAUGCCUGGCAUGCCAGAAAACAUUUGGUUCAAGCAGCAAAAGGAAGUCCCGAGCGCGUCGCCGCAGGAAUCAGCGUCGAAGAUGCCGCCAUGGUACGGAAGUCAUGUCGAGUUCUGCAACCGGGCAGGUGGGCCUGGCGCAGGCAGGACCGAGGUCGUCGUUGCGGCCACAGACAAAGCACUGAGGUCGUCAGAGAGGAAAAAUGCUCCAUACGUUUCCCCAAGUCGUCUGCUUCACUUCGGCCUCAUCAUCUUCGAUGAGAUUUCCCAGAUCGAGGCAGCAGUGUGGGCGAAAUUGAAAGUGGCCCUCGGAGAAUUGCAGCCGGCUUUGGCAGAUGAGAUUCCGUCGCAAGUUGCGCUGGAUUUAAUCUAG
Symbiodinium natans is the source of this 546-nucleotide messenger RNA. The record is from the annotation of a GenBank genome assembly. Lineage: Eukaryota; Dinophyceae; Suessiales; Symbiodiniaceae.